This is a messenger RNA of Vigna radiata var. radiata (mung bean), 2163 nucleotides long. RefSeq lists its product as uncharacterized. Lineage: Eukaryota; Viridiplantae; Streptophyta; Magnoliopsida; Fabales; Fabaceae. Gene Ontology annotation, molecular function: nucleic acid binding. Gene Ontology annotation, biological process: DNA integration. Bases 1 to 2163 code for a protein of 720 amino acids. The transcript has 4 exons. The record is from RefSeq and is a predicted model, not a curated record.
AUGACGCAAGAAAACAGAGUUCGUAAUGCAUCCAUUUUGGAGAGGACUCUUAUCAAUGAUUGUGAAGAUUUAAAUGACGAGGAGGAUAGAAUAAGGCAAGAAUGUGUUCAAAAUUUGGAAUCAGCAAAAGAAAUUUCAGCGGAAGAAGCUCUUUUUGAAAAGAUUGCGCUUAACGAAAAGGUUCCAGAAAGUAAGGUUGAACUGAAGGAGUUACCACCGCACUUGAAAUAUGUGUUUUUGGAGGAUAAUGGGAGUAACCCAGUCAUUAUUAGUACUUCAUUAUCCCCAGAAGAAGAAAGAAAAUUGGUGGAAGUCUUAAAAGCAAACAAAGGUGUUAUAAGCUGGUCAAUUGCAGAUCUCAAAGGUAUAAGCCCCACAUAUUGUAUGCACAGAAUUCUGAUGGAAGAUGAUUACAGGCCUGUAGCCCAACCGCAAAGGAGACUUAAUCCUGUUAUGAAAGAAGUCGUGCGAAAGGAAGUAUUGAAGUUAUUGGAAGCAGGAAUUAUUUAUCCUAUUUCUGAUAUCAAAUGGGUGAGUCCAGUUCAAGUUGUACCAAAGAAAGGAGGGAUGACUGUCAUUCAUAAUGAGAAGAAUGAACUUAUUCCUACAAGGACAGUUACUGGUUGGCGAAUGUGUAUUGAUUACAGGAGACUAAAUACAGCUACCAGAAAAGAUCAUUUUCCCUUACCUUUCAUGGAUCAGAUGCUAGAAAGAUUGGCUGGACAAGCUUAUUAUUGCUUCCUAGACGGUUACUCUGGAUACAACCAAAUUAUGGUAGACCCUGGAGAUCAAGAGAAAACAACUUUUACAUGUCCUUUUGGUAUAUUUGCUUACAGAAAGAUGCCCUUUGGAUUAUGUAAUGCUCCGGCCACAUUUCAGAGGUGUAUGCAGGCAAUCUUCGCUGAUUUCAUGGAGAAAAGCAUAGAAGUCUUCAUGAACGACUUUUCAAUUUUUGGGGAUUCUUUUCAAAGAUGUCUGAUCAACUUGGAUGUUGUCCUCAAACGGUGUGUUCAAACAAAUCUUGUUUUGAAUUGGGAGAAAUGCCAUUUUAUGGUUACAGAAGGGAUUGUGUUGGGGCACAAAAUUCCAGCCAGGGGGAUUGAAAUGGACAAGGCAAAAGUAGAGGUUAUUGAAAAACUGCCACCACCAACUAAUAUGAGAGGAAUUCGAAGUUUCCUUGGUCAUGUUGGGUUUUAUCGAAGAUUUAUCAAGGAUUUUUCAAAGAUUGCUAAGCCUUUGAGUAAUUUGCUGGCUAAAGAGAUACCAUUUGUAAUGAGUCCUGAAUUGAUUGUAGCUCUAGACUGGAAUAAAGAUUUUGAACUCAUGUGUGAUGCAAGUGACUAUGCCAUAGGUGCCGUGUUGGGUCAAAGAAGAGGAAAGUUGGUCAAUGAGGAAGUAACAAGCAAGGAGAAAGAAAUCUGGGAGUCGUUUUCAGACAAAACUCUUCUAUAUAUUCAGCAAAGGCCCUGGUUCGCCGAUUUGGCUAACUUUAAAGCUGCAGGUGUUAUUCUUGAAGAAUUGAAUUGGCAACAGAAAAAGAAGUUUUUACAUGAUGCCAAACAAUUUGUUUGGGAUGAUCCGUACUUGUUCAAGAUAGGAGAAGAUAAUCUUUUGAGGAGAUGUGUAACAAAGGAAGAAGCAAAAAAGAUUUUGUGGCAUUGUCAUAACUCUCCUUACGCAGGUCAUUAUAAUGGCGAGCGCACAACUGCCAAAGUUCUGCAAGCAGGAUUUUAUUGGCCAACUUUGUUUAAAGAUGCCCACAAUCAUGCUCGGAGCUGUGACAAAUGUCAAAGGACAGGGGCUAUUUCAAGGAGGCAUGAGAUGCCGCUGCAAGGAAUUUUGGAGGUUGAAGUUUUUGACUGUUGGGCUUUAGCAUGUCCCAAGAAUGAUGCUAGUACUGUGAUCAAAUUCUUAAAAAGGCAAAUCUUUUCACGAUUUGGAACUCCCAGGGUACUCAUCAGUGAUGGGGGAUCUCACUUUUGUAAUGCUCAGCUAGAUAAGGUGCUUAAACAUUAUGGAGUAAAACAUAAGGUGGUAGGGCCUUAUCAUCCACAGACAUAUAGGCAAGAUGAAGUUUCUAACCGGGAGAUUAAAAGAAUUCUGGAAAAGACUGUCACUUUCUCAAGAAAAGAUUGGUUACAAAAAUUAGAUGAUGCUCUCUAG